Molecule: messenger RNA, 4392 nt
Organism: Metarhizium brunneum ARSEF 3297
Lineage: Eukaryota; Fungi; Ascomycota; Sordariomycetes; Hypocreales; Clavicipitaceae
Source: RefSeq, a predicted model, not a curated record
AUGGGCAGACUCAGGCAGACUUCGAUCAAUCAAUGCAAGGGCCAAUGUGGUGAGAAAUUAAGAGAGGCCGAGGCCGAGGGCAGGGUCAGCAACUACGGCUGCAUGGGGCUUUUCCCACUUGACAAGCCCAUCCCUUGGAUAGAAAUCAGCGGUUUCCCUAGCCGCAUAGCUCCAGGCAAAUGCGUCUGCGAUGACAUGCUGAUAAAUACCAUCGCCGAGUCUGUCAUUGAGGCCAUGCCCAUGAUCGCUGCAGCCGCGUGUUUUAUGCUAAUGUCGGCGGUGAAGCUGGUAGUUGAUGUCGGAGCAAAGUUCAUCCCUGGAGUGGGCAGGGUAAUUGAUGCUGGCUUAAAUAUGGCCAUGACUGCUGCUCGAAUGGCCUCUUAUAUCUAUCCAGACGGAGAGGAUCCCGCGGGGGCCUUUAACUGGUGGCUUAGCCCAUGCGGUGGCGAGAGCAAUCUUGUGCCAGAUGACAUUAAGAAAGCAUUUGAGAUUCUAAACGCUGUUACUGACGGCGUAUCUGGUUUCAAGCCACCCAAGAAGAUAAAAAAAGGCAGUGGAAAGAAGGGUGACGACGGUAAUCCCACCAACCAACAGAAACCUCGCACGCUCAAUAAUGGCGGCGGCGGCGGCGGCGGCAACGGGGGUGGCAACAAAGGCAAUAACAAGAAUAACAAGACGAAGCGUUGCAAGAUUAGGAAAGGGUAUUCCACCAGACGACUUGGCCGUUACAAGAAUACCGUCCAGUUUCAAUCCUGCGUUCAAGACAAGACCAUGACGGAAAACUUGGUCAUCACCUCGGCACACUAUCAUGUCAAUGCCAAGCCCACCGAUGUAGUCAAAGUAUGCCCCAAGAAAUAUACCCAGGCAUGCUACCACUACAGUUCUGCUACGAGAGUCAGCCCUCAAUGGGCAACCAUUACCUGCCCUCCGGAAGCUGCCAAACCCAACUGGCGACAGGACGGCGAGGCGACUGCGACUUGGGCAACACAGCAUGGCGGUACCGGGUGGAAAGAUAUAGCACACCGAGAGGAGCCCCAAUGUGACAGGGACGAGUAUCCACCAGCAUAUCUCCUGAAUGAGCAAGACGACGCUUUGAAAUGGGGUGGCAAGCCGCAGGGCAAUGGGCAGCUCGUCCGCUUCCUUCCCGCCAAACAAAACCAGGGGGCCGGGAAACUUUGGCAGGGAGCUUGCUCUGAGGGACCUGUAGGGGACAUUUCAGACAUGGACUUGAUAAAUCGAGUUAGGAAUGCGCCAGCUAAACUGCAGAGCGUUUCCAAGGACGCUUCUAGAACCCUCACCAAAGCCGAGGUCACGGUUACCCAAAGACCACAAUGGCAUAUGGAGUUUGAACACACGGUAAACCCACUGCCGAAUGAUGGCUUGAACGAUAACCCAUGUUGGCCAUCCAAGAUUGCGCCGCAGGAUCCGGGCUUUGCUUUACUCACGUUUGACCCUUAUUACAUCUCACUAUACGGAAAGGAUCAAACUAAAACAAAACACCCGUAUACGUACGAUGCGCCCUAUAACCCCCCAGCUAAUGGCCGCAGUGCGAAAGCAAUCUAUACCGUCUCGGCUGACAAAUACCCAAAGGCCCUCCUCACUGGCACCAGUUUGCCCAACUCUCGCGACUCAAUGGCGGCAUUCCUUACCGCCUUUGAUAUCCCCAAGCCUGCAAACUCAGUCCACUCCGAUCAAGCUGCUUCAUUGGUCGAUUCCAAUUCUGGGCUGCCUAAUUCUCGUAGUUGCGUCACCUGCCGCCGUCGAAGAGUCCGAUGUGACAGGCACCAGCCUUGCUCCAACUGCGACCGCGCUCACAUUCAAUGCGUCUUUCCGCCUCCGCAGCGUGCUUCUCGUCGGACGAGACAAGUAAACCACGACACGCCCGAAUUGAACCCUAGAGCUUCAGAGAUUGAACUUAUGAAGCGUCGUCUGCAGAAACUUGAGAACAUUGUUACCCAGCUCAGUGGACAUGUCGAAGUCAACAGGGAAACUUGCGGCCCACGACCCUCCAGCGGCUACGUGUCUUCGAAAGUUACCGACCCUGAUGCGACCAAUAGUACGGGCGUUGCCAGCCGGCAAGAAUCAAAUAUCAUUGAAGGUGAGGCAGCUUGGAACGAAGAUGUAGCUCCAGAACUUGGCCGAACAGACCCGGGGUUGAUAGAGACACAAAAUGCGGUGCUGCCGGCUGAUUUAGCCGACCAAUUUGGACGUUUGGUUGUGCACGACAAUGGAAGCACUGGACAAUACAUUAGCAGCGCUUUCUGGUCCAAAUUGAAUGACGAGCUUAAGCAUCUCCAUACCGAUAUGUAUUUCCUGAAUAGUGUUCCUGAUACCUGUUGGGAUAACACUUCCUCCAACCAAUCUCCGAGACAGGUCUCGUGUGUGGUCUCAGAUCGCCAUAGCAUUCCCUUUGGAUUUGGUUCCAUGGACGUGGAUCUACAAGCACUACGCCCUAGCGAAGCAGAAAUAUCCAUUUUAUGGAAGACUUAUCGAGAGAACAUUGACCCUAUUCUCAAAAUCUUGCAUAUACCCUCCAUGGAAAAGGUAGUGCGCAGAGCAAGGAGGAGUCCUAGCAGUCUGGAACCGGGGAGCGAAGCUCUUCUAUUCGCAGUCUACCACGCUGCCAUAGCGUCACUAGAGGAUGAAGAGGUGCAAUCGAAUUUCAAGUCAUCCAAGCCACACCUUUUGGGCAAGUACAGGUUCGCUUUAGAGCAAGCACUUGUCAGAGCCGAUUUUCUCAAUAUCCUCGACAUAACGCUUGUGCAGGCGUUUACCAUAUUUCUCACCCUCGUGCGGCGGCAAGAUAAUACGAGAUUUUGCUGGACUGCAGUAAGUCUUGUUAUAAGGAUGGCCCAAGGACUAGGAAUUCACCGUGAUGGGACCAAAUUUGCACUUGUUCCGUUUGAAGUUGAGAUGAGACGUCGCCUAUGGUGGGCAAUUUGCACUCUAGACUUGAGAUCUGCAGAGGAGGCAGGAACGGGUCUCAUCAUAGGCAACUCUUCAUUUGACACCAUGUUGCCAUUGAACAUCAACGACACUGAUAUUAGCCCGGAAAAGAAGGAAGCGCCGAUGCCCAGAGACGGUCGAUCAGAUUGCUCCAUUUGUCUCGUUAGGUAUGAGGUAUGCGCCGUUUCUAGACGCUUGUACUUUGCAAGCACCGAGCCACGGCCAGCUGACGCAGAUACCGUCGGACUGAACUUGGAGGAGCGCGAAAAGAUGCUGAUUGAAGUCAAAAAUCGAGUCGAGCAAAAGUUUCUGCGAUACCAAGCUUUCACAGAGGACUCAUUGGGUUGGAUGGUGGCCAUCAUCGCACGCUUAAUCAUGGCCAAGAUAUGCUUGGCCAUAUAUCAUUCCGCCCUCUUCCCUGGUAUCAGUCCCGAACUGUCAAAAGAUAUGCGAGAUCGAUUGUACAUCUCAGCGAUUCAAAUCAUGGAGUAUUACCAUAUUCUGUCGACGGAUGAGCGCUGCCGGCAAUGGCGAUGGAUCAUACAAACCUACCGGCAGUCCCAUGCUGUUGCCUAUGUGCUCAUGGAAACUUCUCAAAGGCCGUGGACGGCAAUGUCUGAGCGUGCCUGGGAAGCUGUAAACCCAUUGCGCCGCGACGGCCAAGCCAUGAAUUCCACCGCUGAACCGGAUCCAACUAUUGCGGGCGAUACCGCCGGCAUUCGCAUGCCUCUAGGCCGACUCUUCACGAGGAUGGAGAGUCACCGAGAAGCUGAAAUCCUACGUAUCAGGUCCAACCCUGUGUCAGCCCAUGAGUCAGAUGGUCAGGAUCGCAUGAGUGCGUUUUCGAAAUGGCUCGAUUCUGCCCCUGGGCUUGAGUCCAGAUUACAACAGAUAGACAACCGCUGGCGAAGGUUGGUCCAGCAAGAACGCUCUGAACCUUGUUAUCCUUCCGCCACAACCCCCACGCCCUGGACUGAGCUACCCGCUAUGGCUACAUGGCAGCCGGAAGCUGCCGUUUCGUCAGGCCUAUGGGGGGAUCAGUUGAAGUUUCAAGAAGCUACCCACUCUCUGAGCCUCAAUCCGUCCGAACAAUGGCUAUACGACUUCGGGAUCACUAACAAGCUUAUAUCAUUGGACACAAACAGCUAUGUGGCUCCUUGUGCUUAUACUGCCAGUGAUGUUCCACUCGAGCCACUGGCCGGGAUCGCCAGCAUCCCGGAUACAAGAGCGGUUUCCAAUUCACAUAUCUCGUUACAUGCUAAACAGACAUCACUAGCUUAUGGCGAGAACAUGUCGGCUAAUGAGUUCCGUCAUGACACGCAGCCGUGGUUAUGGCCUAGCUUUCCUCCAAUACCGACUGAGGAGACUGCCACAGGAUUAAUCAACAGAGAUGUAGGCACAAGUUUUAAUGAGACUAAUUUGGAUAACUGGCAAAGAAAUUUGUAG